This is a messenger RNA of Penicillium taxi, 1092 nucleotides long. RefSeq lists its product as uncharacterized. The transcript has a single exon. The record is from RefSeq and is a predicted model, not a curated record. NCBI's taxonomy places the organism in Eukaryota, Fungi, Ascomycota, Eurotiomycetes, Eurotiales, Aspergillaceae. Bases 1 to 1092 code for a protein of 363 amino acids.
AUGCGCACAGGACGAAACUGGGAAGAGCGACAAGCAGAGGAAUCAAAAACCUUCCCAGCACUCAUACCAUCACUCCCGACGGAACCUCAGACCUACUGCCCUCUCUUGGUCCUUCCAGCCGAGAUCCGCAAUCUUAUUUAUGCAUUUUCUCUCGAGUCUGAAGAUUUUACAGCGGGAACUAGUAGCCCCGAGUCACUCUACCGACGAAAUGCCUUCUACUACCGGCCUGGGUAUAACAAACCGAAACGAGCGCAGACCGCUCUUCUCCAAACAUGCCAAAAGAUCUACAACGAAGCAUCACUCCUUCCACCGGCAGUCAACGAGCAUACAUUCUGGUUUUAUCGCCCUCCGCCUCACAUCAAAGAUGCAUCAUCUCCAGUGAGAUAUUUUCGCAAGAUGACCCCGAAGCAACGGACGCAAGUGCAGCAUAUACACUUGUUUAUUCAGCAGUAUUUCCUGGAAGACAGACCUUGGUCUGAAAUCUGGAACGAGAUGAAGAUUGGUGAUGGCGGGCGUAGCUUACGAGGCGAGUGCAGGAUUGCGCCCAAGAAAAUUACUAUCACUUUUCGCCAUACAGACUGGUGGUACUGGGAGUAUGAUGAAACUCUUGGAAUAAAUCCAUUCCGGUCUGGAAGAACUCGUUCAUGGGAAAUGGACCGGCCUUUUAUUCCAGAGCAAAGAGCUUGGGGUAAUCAGUUUGCUUUCGUGACUAGUCUUAAAGAGGUGGUGAUUGAGUUUGAGACAGUCUUACGAAAGAAGGAUCAGCUUGAUGGUAUUAUUAAACGUGCUCUGCAGUGGAAGUUCCCCAUGCAGGACGAAAAUAAUAAGCGUCUAUGUCUGAUUGCUGAUCCUGGAUCAGUGAGCGCUUAUACUUGGAUUGGAGCGAAAGAGACGGACUUGAAGAAACAACCACGUGAUUGGCACCCGCACAGUGAAGAUCCCGAGCCUGUACAGGAGCCGAUUCCUCCAGUCCCGACUUUGAAGCCAUUUGUUUUAGCGUCUGAUGGUGGCACUCCUCUCCAACUUGAUCAUAACGCAGAGGAAUUCUAUGUUGUCUUUCUGACAUGGAGGAAGCAGAUAGUCCAUGAAUAG